Stegastes partitus (bicolor damselfish) is the source of this 3681-nucleotide messenger RNA. It is a transcript of the gene kdm4aa, whose product is annotated as lysine (K)-specific demethylase 4A, genome duplicate a. The transcript is spliced from 22 exons. Gene Ontology annotation, molecular function: histone H3K36 demethylase activity; histone H3K9 demethylase activity. Gene Ontology annotation, cellular component: nucleus; chromatin. Bases 143 to 3307 code for a protein of 1054 amino acids. The record is from RefSeq and is a predicted model, not a curated record. NCBI's taxonomy places the organism in Eukaryota, Metazoa, Chordata, Actinopteri, Pomacentridae. Gene Ontology annotation, biological process: regulation of gene expression; chromatin remodeling.
AUGCGUCACUGGAAUAAUGGAGGACUGUCUUUUCCAGCCGGACUGAUGAUGUCUGUAUUUCUACUCUUUUACCCGUGAACUGAGAAAGAAACAACUCCUCUGCAUUUCAGCGUGUAGUUGAGGGCAAAGCAACAAUCCCAAGAUGACUACAGACACACCAGCCCCAAGCGUGGGCUCCAGGAUAAUGACGUUCACCCCCUCCAAAGAAGAGUUCAAGAACUUUGGCCGGUACAUUGCCUAUAUGGAGUCUCAAGGAGCACACAGAGCUGGAAUGGCAAAAGUUAUACCACCUAAAGGCUGGAAACCCAGAAAAACGUACGACGAUAUCGAUGACCUGGUGAUUCCAGCUCCCAUUCAGCAGGUGGUGACCGGCCAGUCAGGACUGUUCACACAAUACAACAUCCAGAAGAAGCCAAUGACUGUCCACGAGUUCCGCAAGACCUCCAACAUGGACAAGUUCUGCAGUCCCCGAUAUGUAGAUUUUGAUGAGUUGGAGAGGAAGUUUUGGAAGAACCUGACCUUUAACCCUCCACUUUAUGGUGCUGAUGUCAGUGGAACACUAUAUGAUCCGGAUGUGACUGAAUGGAACAUCGGUCGCCUCAACACCAUCCUGGACACUGUGGAGAAUGAGAGUGGCAUCAAGAUCAAAGGAGUCAACACCCCGUACCUGUAUUUUGGGAUGUGGAAGAGCGCCUUUGCAUGGCACACAGAGGACAUGGAUCUGUACAGCAUCAACUACCUGCACUUUGGAGAGCCAAAAUCCUGGUAUGUUGUCCCACCAGAGCAUGGAAAAAGACUAGAAAGACUUGCCAAAGGUUUCUUUCCAGGGAAUGCACAAAGCUGUGAAGCCUUCUUGCGCCACAAAAUGACUUUAAUUUCACCCUCAAUCCUGAAAAAAUAUGGCAUACCAUUUGAAAAGGUGACUCAGGAAGCCGGGCAGUUUAUUGUGACAUUCCCAUUUGGCUAUCAUGCUGGUUUCAACCAUGGCUUCAACUGUGCCGAGUCCACCAACUUUGCCACCCAGCGAUGGAUCGAUUAUGGCAAGCAGGCAACACUGUGUUCAUGCCGUCAGGACAUGGUGAAGAUCUCCAUGGAUGUGUUUGUACGCAAGUUUCAGCCUGACCGUUACAAGCUGUGGAAGGCAGGAAAAGACAAUACUCCCAUCGACCACUCGAAACCCACACCGGAGGCUGCUGAGUUCCUGAAAGAAGACAAGAUCGAGCCUAAGACAGAGAGUCUCAGUGAAGCUGGAUGUGAGGAGCCCACUGCUCCUAUCCAGGAGGACAAAAGUCCAACGCCUCAGACUGGGAUGAAGCGUCAACUUGAAACUGUUGAAGCCACUGAAGAUGUCAAACCAGAGGUGACAACGAAGGAAACUGAGGAGGUGGAGCCAAAGAAUGCCAAGCUGUCACGGAAGGAGUCUCCAACUAAAGUUGCUGCCAAGCCAGAUAAAGAACCAGGGAAAGUCAAGCCAGAGGUUAAGAAGGAGAAGGACACCAAGCCACAGCCCAAAUCUCAGUCCAAAGCAAACAACAAGAAAACUUCAAACAGACGAAGUCCUUUAAAGAAAGAGAAGAACGGCAUGUCGGCCACUGACGUCUGUCCUCCUGAACCUGUGGAGAGGCAGGUGGUGACUCCGAGCUCCGAGGACGCCGGGGGCAGUGAGGAGCCUCAGCUGAGCAGCAGCUGCAGCCCGGCACACAAACUGUUCCAGAGGACGCUGAGCCCUGCAGACGUCCUGCACGUCCACAGCUACGCCAAAGGAGACUACGGAGAAGGUGACGUCCUGCCUAAGGAGGAGAAAAAGAGUGAGAGCAGUGACAACGAGAUGGAGAAAGACAACAGUCACCUUAACAAAACACAGGUUGCAGAAGUGCUGGCUGGAGAUGGAGAGCAGGAGAGCGAUCUGGGACAAUUGCCAGGUCACCAUCCGCUCAUAAAGGACGGCAUGAGUGAUGAAGAAGCUCUAGAUGAGGCUCCCACAGUUGAGGAGGGUGGCCUGGAAGGGGAGAACUGGGCUAAACCCUUGACUCACCUGUGGCAGAGCAGACCUCCCAACUUGAAGAAGGAGCGGGAGUACAACCAGCGCAUUGGCUCCAAACCUCCAUACUGCUCCAUCUGUCUGCUCUUCCACACAUACCAGCAGACUGAAUGUGCAAGCAGUGUGGACACUCCUGUCAUGGUGGCCGGUGGGCGCAUGCGGACCAAACCUCUGAUCCCAGAGAUGUGUUUCACCACCACAACAGAGGAGGACUCAGAGUGUGAAGAGCAGCCCACCAGCCCUCAUCUGGAGGAAGAUGGAACCAGCCUCCUUAUCAGCUGCUCUCAGUGCAGCGUUCGUGUUCACACAACUUGUUAUGGUGUUGAUCCAGCCAGUGUGAGCAAAGAGUGGAAGUGUGCACGCUGUAAGGCCAACGCCAUGACCGAGAACUGCUGCCUGUGUUCGCUGAGAGGCGGCGCCUUGCAGAAAGCCAACAACAACAAGUGGGUCCAUGUGUUGUGUGCAGUGGCUGUGCUGGAGGCUCGUUUUGUCAGCAUCACUGAAAGAAGUCCUGUGGAUUUAAGUGGGAUUCCUCUGCAGAGAUUUAAGCUGAAAUGUUACUACUGUAAGAAGCGGAUGAAGAAGGCGUCUGGCUGCUGCGUUCAGUGCUCUCAUGGCCGCUGUCCCACUGCCUACCAUCCCACCUGUGCCCAGGCUGCUGGAGUACUGAUGCAGCCGGAUGAAUGGCCCUUCGUGGUCCAUGUUACCUGCUGUCGACACAAAGGUCCCACUCAGAUCGAGCGCAAUAAAGCAGCCAUGCAUGAGCUGACCGUGGGACAGAAGGUCAUAUGUAAACACAAGAAUGGCCGCUACUACCAGUGUGAUGUGGUGCAGCUGUCUAAAGAGACGUUCUACGAAGUCAACUUUGAUGAUGGCUCCUUCAGCGAUAAUCUCUUCCCGGAAGACAUUGUGAAUCGAGACUGUGCUCAGCUUGGACCUCCACCGCAGGGAGAAGUGGUUCAGGUGCGAUGGACGGAUGGUCUGGUGUACGGGGCCAAAUUUGUGGCAGCUCAUGUCAUUCAAAUGUACCUGGUGGAGUUUGAGGAUGGGUCGCAGCUAACAACCAAGAGAGAUGACGUCUACACUUUGGAUGAGGAACUCCCAAAGAGAGUUAAAUCCAGACUGUCCAAAGCAUCAGACAUGAGAUUUGACGGGAUCUUUGAAGAGAGGGAGAUCAUCCAGGAGUCAAAGCGACAGAGAGUGAUCAAUUCCCGUUACCGGGGUGACUACAUCGAGCCUGUGAUCUACAGAGCCAUCAUGGAGUAACUCCCCACUCUGUCUGCCCGCCCACCCACACUCACACCAGCAGCACUGACAGACUGAACUGUGCUCACUGUACCUUACCUUAGCAGCUAGCCAGAGAGAGAGUGUAGCUCCACAGGACUUCCUUCAGGACCUGCUUCGGACUGUUCUCUUUUUUACUUCUCCUUCAUCCAUCUUUGUUUGCUUCGUUUGUUUGACUGCGAUACAGGACGCUGCAGGAUUUUAGUUUUGACAUAGGACUCCACAGCUGCACCGAACAGGAGGAAGCAAUAUUAAAAUGUUUAAAAAAGUAGCAUUUUGACAUUAAGACACAAGUUUUUUUUAAAAAGAAAGUUUGGUGUUAAACUUUACAGUAAACAUUUCAAUCAACUUUGCCA